AUGGAGUCGACGAAUAACUGGGCUACCCAGGCCGAGUCACACCUCCUCCUCGACCAGGCUGUGGCUCAGGCUAAGGUGCUGAACAUCACGAAGCCCAACGAGCAAGAGGGAGAAGCGCCCUGGGCCAUUGUCAUCUCUCGCACCAAUGUCGACAACCAACAUGAAGGCCCUGAGCCGGACUCCGUGCUUGUCCGGCGGCUCCGCAAGUCUCUCGUUCAAUACAUGAAGAAGUUGUACAACAGCAAUACUAGACUGGAGCAAAAACUUAAUAUUCCGAAGAAAUGGAUCGUCCUCGAUAAGUUGCCGAUAUUGAGGGCCACUGGACUCGUCGAUGUCGCAAAGUUGAGAAAGUUGGUGCUGCAUGGAGAGGAGGAAAGCACCAGCGGGUCCGAGUCAGACCUGGGGAAGAUGGAAAUGCCGAGAACUCGACUGGAUCUGAUCGUUGGCGCCAUGGCCGAGGUGUUGGGUCGCGAUAUUUCCGAAGUUGAUGUCGGCAAGUCCUUUGUUCGACAAGGUGGCGAUUCCAUUAGUGCCAUCGAGCUCAUGGCGCGAUGCUCCGAGUUGGACGAGACGCUGCGUCUUCGUGUUCCCGAUAUCCUCCUCGCCGAGAGCCUCGAGCAGCUUGCACAACUUCAGCCAUCCGCAGAGGUUGAUGCCGGAAAAGCGACUCCGGAAACGAAGACGACGACCUCGACAAUCCAAGAAAACCCGUUCCCACUCCUUGAGCUUUCAGAGUCCGAGCUGUUUAGAUUCAAGGAGACGACAGCAGCUCGCAUUAUCGCUAGCAGCAGCAGCAGCGACAUUGGUCUGGAGACCGCGUACCCGUGCACUCCGGUCCAGGAAGGCAUAUUGCUAGCGGCCAUUCGCUUUCCGGAGAGCUACCGAAUUGAGCGAAUCUUCGAGGUUGCCAAGGGCACGAUGACCGAUUCGAUUGACCUUGAACUGUUUGAACAGGCAUGGCGCGAUGUUGUCGCGCGCCAUGGGGCCUUGCGCACUGUGUUUGCCCCGAGCGUGCGCGACGGGGCAGGCUUUGAUCAGAUUGUCCUCGUGGGCGUCGAGUGUGACAUCCGGCGCCUGAAGGUGUCGCCAAAAGACGGCGGCCUGGCUGUUAAGCUGCUUGAGCAGCAGAAGGCGGCCACAUUCUCGGAACUUCGCCCUGCGCAUCGGAUAACCACUUGCUCGACCAUCGAAGGAAGCGUGUAUUGCAAGAUCGAAAUUCAUCACUCCAUCGUGGAUGGCUUAUCUGCUGGAUUGCUGUUGAAGGAACUGAGGAAAGCGUACUCCAGACGAUGCAGCGGCACUUUGGCCGCGGAUUCGGAGUCGUAUCACCUCGGCCGCUAUAUCGCGCAAAUCAAGGGUCACUCGCAGAAAGAACCUCUGGAGUAUUGGACUCGGACACUGGAUGGUCUCGAUCCAUGCCACUUUCCAUCCCUUGUAACCUCGGACGCCCCAAUGACCAGGGAAAACCGGACCGUCCAGGUCAACGUUUCCUCGUCGCAAGCGCAAAGGUUCUGCAAAACCCUUGGCAUCACUAUUCCCAUUCUUUUACAAGCUGCAUGGGCAACGGUGCUGAGAGGAUACACACAAACCGAUGAUGUGUGCUUUGGCUUCCUCGCGUCGGGUCGCGACGAGCCAGUCCCUGGUUUGCAGAACAUGAUAGGGACCUUCAUUCACCUGCUUACUUGCCGAUCGGGCGCUGCGAUCAUCAAUCAGUACUGCAGCUUGGCGAGCAUCCAGAACUCACUACAACUUGGCGGACGAUCACUCUUCAACACUCUCUUAUCUGUCGUCUACUCCUCCCAAGACCAGGCCGGCACGAGCGAUGAUGCCGUAUACUUCAAGAAUGCCUCGACAAUUGCGUCUAGCGAGUACGAUCUUACCUUGACCGCUGACCUGACCCCCGAUACGCUCUCUCUUUCCUUCACAUAUAAAACGACCGCGCUAUCUGGAGAUAACGCGGCAAGCCUGGCCGACUCGUUCACCCAGAUACUUCAGACUAUUAUGAGCCAGCCUGAGGCCCAGACAUCGAACAUCCCAACAAUCGGCCCGAAGGACCUUGACCGCGUCAUGGCAGCUCAGGCAGACCUCAGCCCAGCUACGGAAGCAUGCACACACUGGCUCAUUGCCCACCAGGUCCAAAGCCAGCCAAACGGGAGUGCUGUGGCAUCCUGGGACAAGAACUUCACUUAUUCUGAGUUGAAUGAGCUUUCAUCCAAACUCGCCAGUCGGUUACGGAGGGCGGGUGUCCGCCCCGACGACCUCGUCCCAAUUUGCUUUCCCAAGUGUGCCUGGGCCGUCGUUGCCAUUGUUGCCGUGCAGCAGGCUGGGGCCGGCUUCGUUCCACUGGACCCGACGGCGCCCCCAGCCCGCCUCCAGGGAAUCCUGGAGGAUACCAAGGCGACUGUGAUGCUCGCGUCAACAGAGUGCCGAGACGCCGCCGAGCAGCUUACUGGAAUAGAGACACUCGUGUUCGUGGAUGAACAGUCUGUUCGUUCAUUAGAACGAGAUGAAGCCGCUCUUCAAGAUCAACAUCCUCGGGACGCCGUGCAGCCCCACCACGCAAGCUUUGCUAUCUUCACUUCAGGUAGUACCGGCAAGCCCAAGGGCAUGGUCAUUUCCCAUGGUAGCUUCUGCACUACUGGUGUCGCAACGGCGCCUAAGAUGGAGAUUGGGCCAGGGACUCGCGUCUUCCAGUUCUCAGCCUUCACAUUCGACGUGGGUAUCUUCGACGUCCUCAUUACCCUGAUGCAUGGAGGUUGUAUUUGCAUCCCAGACGAGCAGCAACGAGUCAGCGACCUGGCUGGGAGCAUCAGAAAGCUCCAGGCCGAAGUCAUGUACUUGACACCUACUGUCGCGGGACUGUUGAACCCCGAUGAUGUGCCCAGCGUCCGGCAACUGGUGCUCAUGGGCGAGGCGAUCACUAACAAAACGGCGGACAAGUGGAGAGGAAAGGUGGUCCUCCACGGUGCAUACGGACCCUCUGAGGCUUCUGCGGCGGCGUGGAACACUGAGCUCGGUAAGUUUGGAGCUUCCACGGCUAACCUUGGUAGACCACUCGCAACCAUUUUCUGGGUUGUUGACCCCAGCAACAUCAAGCGACUCGUUCCAGUUGGAUGCAUUGGAGAGCUGCUCGUAGAAGGGCCCAUGCUGGCUCGUGGGUACCUCGAAGGGGUCGACAAGAAAGCGGCUGCCAACUGGCUGGAGGACGUGGACUGGCUGCCACCAGUGCAGCAAAGUGGCUGGCAACAACCAAAGCGACGACUGUACCGAACCGGCGACUUGGUGCGUCAGAAUGGCGAUGGGACUUUUACAUUUAUCGGCCGAAAAGAUACCCAGAUCAAACUGCACGGACAGAGAGUUGAGAUUGGCGAAAUUGAGGCUCGCGUCCACCAGGCGAUGCCGAACACGACAAACGCUAUGGUUGACGUUGUGCGUGGAGAUAACAAUGAGCCCAAGUAUCUUGCGGUUUUCAUGUGGGAUGCACUUGCGAAUAACAAUGAGGAGGUCCACCUGGCGAAGGUAGUAUCACCGGAAAGGCAACGGCUGGUGUCCGAGACACACGAGGCUCUCGCCAGAGUCUUGCCUCGGUACAUGAUGCCGUCAAGUUACUUCAUUCUGGACGGUACCCCUCCGCGGACGACGUCUGGGAAGGUCAAUCGGCGCCACCUCGUAUCUCUCGUCAAGAACAUUGGCGCGGAAGAAAGAUUGAGGUUUGCUCCCGAGGGUCAACAAGUCGUAGGGACUGAUGAGCCGACGACUCCGCUGGAGAUUGAACUGAGGACGAUCUGGGCCGCCGCCCUCGGGCUUGGCAAUCUGACGAUAAUCGGCCGCCACACCGACUUCUUUGCGCUUGGUGGCGAUUCCAUUGGCGCGAUGAAGCUCGUCAACCUAGCGACUCGCCGGGGACUCGUGCUGAAUGUUGCCACGGUCUUCAAGGCACCCCAACUUAAAGCUAUGGCCGCUGCGACCCUCAGUGAUGGGAAGGUGGCCGUGGACGCAAGACCAUUUCAACUGCUCGUGGACGAAACGGACAUUGAUGCCAUGAAGCAGGAGGUAGCUGGCAUGUGCGACAUGGAAUCGUACAGCGACAUUGUCGAUGUUUACCCCUGCACGACCAUGCAAAUUGGGCUCAUGGCCUUGUCGUACAAGCAACCUACAUCCUAUACGGGUCGCAUCGUCUUCUCGCUGCCGUCCGACAUUGACCUGUCGCGGUUCAAGCAAACCUGGCGCGAUGUUAUGCUGCGAAACGCCAUGCUGCGUACACGCAUCGUUGACGCGCAAACAGCUGGCAUGGUCCAGGUUGUGUUGAGGGCUGAGACAAUGCCCUGGAUGGAAUCUGACGACUUGGACGACUACUUGCGUCGCGACGUCGCGAUACCGAUGACGACUGGGAAGCCUCUUUCCAGAUAUGCAAUCAUUCGCCCCGAAAAUGGCCGGAACUUGUCAUUCGUGUGGACAGCGCACCACGCGAUGUACGAUGGGCCAUCUCUGCGUCUCGUGGCCCACGAGGUUAACGAGCUCUACAAGAGCGGCACGUCGGGUCUCGAAGAGCCAAUCCCGUUCACGCGCUUCAUCCAGCACACCCAAUCUAUUGCCGACGGGGAUGCGGCUUCCUUUUGGCACGCUCAGCUCGAAGGCUCCUGUCGACCUUCCUUUCCACCGGCUGCCAAGAACUCGGACUAUGUGCGCACAGAUGGCUACGUCACCCAUGCAAUGCCCCUUCCUCGCUGCGCGAACUCGCACAUCACGACUACAACCCUGCUCCGCGCCGCUUGGGCCAUUGUUCAGGGCAAGUACUCGAGGACAGAUGAUGUCCUCUAUGGCGCCGUCGUCACGGGUCGCGGUAUUAGCGUUCCGGGUAUUGAAUCGAUCGUUGGCCCGACGGUCAAUACCGUCCCAAUCCGUGUCAAGCUUGACGCUUCCCAGAUGGUUCACGAGUACCUCCGAAAACUUCAAGAAGCGACUACAGAAAUGCUGGCAUAUGAACAAUAUGGACUUCAGAAUAUUGCUCGACUUGAAGAUGGAGCAGAGAACGUGUCGAGCAUGCAAACUCUUUUGGUACUCCAAGCGCCUCAAGAGGCAACCACAUUGCCGGCUGGGACCACGGAGCUGCUUGAUCUGACCAAUGCCGCCAUGCACGGAGCCAACUUUCACACGCACGCAUUCAUUUUGGAAGGCAUCAUUGACGAGCCGGGGAAGUCCCUCACCGUCAACGUUAACUUCGAUGCCAACAUGCUCCCUGAGGCGACAGUUCAAAACAUCUGCCGCCAGCUUGCUCAUGUCAUGGACAUGUUGACUCGUGCCGAAGGCACAACUGCCUUGGGCAGCAUUGUGCUGGCAUCUGAUGCCGCGCUUCAGGCCCAUGUAACGGAAGUGAAUAAGAAGCGACCAACCUGGGUUUCGGAAUGUGCGCACGACAUCAUUUCGCGCCGGGCUUUGGAGAGGCCGUCGGCGCCCGCGCUGAUCUCCAUGACACAAACAUUCACCUAUCGCGAGCUCGACGAGCUGUCCACGAAAUUGGCAUGGCGUUUGGUCUCUCUCGGGAUAGAGAUCGACUCGUUCGUGCCUUGCUGCUUCGAGAAAGGCCCCCUGUACGCUGUGGCACAGAUUGCCAUUCUCAAGGCUGGCGCCGCGUUCGUUCCUCUCGAGCACUCCCAUCCCGAACAGCGACGUGCCCAGAUUGUGCAACAGCUUGGCGCGAAGUUCAUGCUCGUCACACCCUACACUGUCACAAAGAUGUCCGAGACCACUACUAGCAUCGUGGGUUCUGUCAUCGAAGUAACACAGGAGUUUUUGCUCUCUCUCCCUUUGCCCGUCGGCUCAACAACGACGCUUGCGGGUCGGGCCAGUCCUCGCACCGCUGCAUACUGUCUUUUUACCUCCGGCACGACAGGCACACCGAAAGGUGUCAUCAUUGAACACGAAGCCCUUUCCUCCACUUGCAUCAACCAGGGAACUCUUUUGGAGUUUGGAACGCACACCCGCGCUCUUCAGUUUUCCUCUCAUGGUUUCGACGCCAAUAUGAUUGAGACCAUUUGCACUCUCAUGUUCGGCGGCUGCGUUUGUAUCCCCACAGAGCAUGAGCGCAUGAACAACGUGCCAAAGUCAAUUCGCGACAUGGAGGUCAACUUCGCAGGUUUCACGCCGUCUUUCGCACUCCUCAUUCAGCCAGACGAGGUGCCUACCUUGAAGACGCUCAUUGUCGGAGGCGAGGCCAUCACGAAAAAGUGUGUAGAGCAAUGGUGGGGUCACGUCAAGUUGUUCAACGGAUACGGCCCUACUGAAUGCGCGGUCAUCAUAUCCAGCCAUAGAAUACGAUCCAUACAGGACGCGGUAGACAGCGUGCUCGGCUACAACACCAGCAGCGUUGGAUGGCUUGUGGAGGCCGAUGGUAAGACGCUCACCCCACCAGGCUGCGUCGGCGAGAUCUACGCUCAAGGCCCCUCUCUCGCACGGGGAUAUCUUUGCGAUGCCGAUAAGACUGCAAAGGCGUUUAUCGAAGACGCAUCUUUCCUGGUCAAAUACGAUAGCGGCAAGGAUAAUACAGGCUUCGCGAAACGAGCAUACCGCACCGGCGACUUGGCAAGAAGAAUGCCUGACGGCAACCUACAGUAUGUGGGCAGAGUCAAUGACCAGCAAGCCAAGCUCAAUGGUCAGCGCCUUGAGCUGGGCGAAAUCCAGCACCAAGUGAAGGCAAUGGCAAGCCUGAAAAGCUCAACAACAAGCCAGACGGCCGUCGUCGUUGUUCCUCAGGGUGGAUCCAGCGGUUCAAAUGCCGCACUGCCUAGAGACGUCCUCGUUGCCUUCAUUCGCGAAGCUAGAGCAUCGGGCGACUCGUCUACGGCCGUGCACGUUCUUCCGUCGAGUCCGGAGUUCGGAGCACGCGUGUCUGAUCUCGCAAGCGACUUGCUCACGGCGCUUCCUCAAUACAUGAUUCCGUCCUUGUACAUUCCUCUUCGCAACUUCCCUCUCACACUCUCGGACAAGGUCGACAACAAGAAGCUCGUCGAACUGGUCAGCACAAUGUCCGAGUCUUAUAUAGGGACGUACUCACUCCAGGGACAUGAAGCCGCAGCAGCGCUCUCAACCGAGCGUAAACGAGCGGCGUCCAGCCCAAUGGAACUCGAGCUUCGCGACAUUUGGGCUACAAUCCUUGGUAGAUCACCCGACUCAAUUAUGGCGGAGGACAAUUUCCUCAGAUUAGGUGGCGACUCCAUUGCUGCCAUGCGGCUUGUUUCGGCAGCUCGCCGCAAGCACAUCACCUUGACCGUUGCCGAUAUCUUCCGCGACCCGAGACUCAGCCAGCAUGCGAUUAUGGCUGUACGCGAGUCACAGGACCACCAAGAAAUACCAGCGUUUUCGCUUCUGCCUGCAGAUACCACCAUGGAUUCACUAGCCUCGGCCCUUGCGCAGCAAUGCGAGGAUUUCAUCGACAUGUCCCAAGUGGAGGACGCCUACCCCUGCACUGCCCUCCAAGAGGCAGUCAUGGCAAGCUCUGUGAAGCAGAAAGGAAGCUAUAUUGCUCGAAAUGUUCUUCGAGUCCCUCCGUCACUGGACAUCGACAGACUCUGCGAAGCGUGGAGCUCCGUCGUUCAAACUCACGGUAUCCUUCGCACACGAAUCGUGCAAGUUGCAUCAUCUGCCAUCCAGGUCGUACUCAAGGAGAGUUUUGCGUGGCAAGAUGACGAGAACAUCGAUCUCGAAACUUACAUUUCAGAGGACAGUCGCGGGCUGAUUGGAUAUGGAACACCUCUUAUGAGAUUCGCCGUCGUCGGUUCGGCCUUGGGUGCCGACAGAACAAGACACCUCGUCUUGACUAUGCAUCACGCUAUCUACGACGGAUGGAGUCUUCCCGCCAUACUGGGAGACGUUCAAAAGGCAUAUAGUGGGAUGACAGUGAGCAAGGGCCUCCCCUACGCGGCCUUCGUCAACUAUCUCUCAGAUGCGAAUGGCGCCUCAUCCGACGUGUACUGGAAGUCCGAGACCGACAGCACCAAGGUCACCGACUUCCCCAGACUUGGCUCGGGUAGCAGAUCUGCGAAGACAGGCCAGGGCCACAACUUGAGCGCUGAUUCAUCUAUCGACUUCAAGUUCCCUCUGAUUCGCGUCAAGGAGUCAGACAUCACCACUGCCACUAUCCUUCGGGCGGCAUGGGCAUUUGUGCUUUCCCGGUACACAGAUUCAGACGAUGUCAUUUUCGGUUCGACAUUGUCCGGGCGCAACGCGGCGCUGGGUGGCAUUGAUGGCAUGAUUGGGCCUACUAUCGCAACGGUGCCUGUUCGCGUGCACAUUGAUCGAGCCCAGUCUCAGCACCAGUUCCUGAGCAACGUGCAACAACAAGGAGCGAACAUGAUCCAAUACGAACAAAAGGGGCUGCAGAACAUUGCACGAAUCAGUCCCGAUGCUCGAGAAGCAACAAGAUUUCGAACCCUGAUGGUGAUUCAGACAGUGGGCAACAGCGCCGACCUGCUCGGCAUGACGAAUGUCACUCAAGCGCUCAACGAAGGAUUCUACACUCAUCCAUUCAUUCUAGAUGCUGCCUAUAUCUCCGAAGAUGAGGUCCGUACUGUUCUGCAUCAGUUUGAGCAGGUCGUCAGCCAGCUUGGCAGCGCUGUCGAGCUCCCCGACCACACAGUGGACAACAUCAACAUGACGAGCUCCUAUGACUUGAGCAGGAUCCAAACUCUCAACUCCGAACUGCCUGUCACCCAAAAUGGACUUGUCCAUGACUUGAUCGCCAGUCAAGCCAAGAGCCGCGGGUCAGCGGAAGCCAUCUGUGCUUGGGAUGGGUCAUUUACCUACGCCCAGAUUGACGACGCCUCAACUCGCCUUGCUCACCAUCUUCUGUCACUCGGCGUCGGCGUCGGCCCAGACACGUUUGUCCCGUUUUGCAUCGAAAAGUCCGCCUGGGCCAUCAUUUCAAUGGUUGCCAUAAUGAAAGCAGGCGCUGCAUUUGUUCCUCUCGACCCAUCACAUCCCGUUGAUCGGCGGCGAACCGUCUGUCAGCUGGCAAGAGCACGACUUCUUCUCGUCUCUCCGUCCACCAGCGAGGCCUGUCAAGGGAUCGCGGAACAAUCCAUUACAGUCUGUGAGGCUCUUGUCGACAAGUUGCCUGAAUCGCAGCCAUUGCUCCCGUCCAUGACCAAGCCAAUGAAUGCCGUGUAUGCCAUGUUCACGUCCGGGAGCACUGGUGUUCCAAAGGGUGUUGUCAUCGAGCAUCGCAGUCUCGCAACCGCUGCGCCUGCGUUUGCAAAGUCUUUGUACUUGAACUCGUCCUCGAGGGUCAUGCAGUUCUGCUCUUAUGUUUUCGAUGCGUCACUCAUCGAAACGCUUGUAACCUUGACGCAGGGCGGCUGUGUUUGCGUCCCGUCGGACUCUUCGCGAGUCAACGAUCUCGCCAACGCGAUGAAUGAAAUGAACGUCAACUGGACUCUCCUAACGCCCUCGGUUGGCCGCCUCAUCACCCCCAAGCUUGUACCAGGUUUGAAGACGGUGGUACUUGGCGGCGAACCAGUUCGCACCGACAACGUCGAGACGUGGCAUGACGGCGGCGAUGGUCCCGACAAGGCGAAGCUCAUUUUGGCCUACGGGCCGACAGAGACUUGCAUCGUUUGUUCCUCGUAUACGGUAAAAGAUCACGGCGACUCCCCCAUGAUCAUCGGCCAGGCUAUCGGCACAACAUUCUGGAUCGCUGACGUAAAUGACCACGACCGCUUGACACCCUGGGGUUGCGUGGGCGAGCUGCUUAUUCAAGGCCCUCUUCUGGCUCGCCAUUACCUUGGAGAUCCGGCCAAGACUUCGGCAUCCUUUAUUGAGGGACCCGUGUGGCUUCCCGAUCAAGGCCCCGGCGUGUCACGACGGGUGUACAAGACUGGCGACCUGGUCCGCUAUAAUUCUGACGGCCUGCUCGAGUGUCUUGGUCGCAAGGACACGCAGGUCAAAUUACGAGGCCUACGCAUUGAGCUGAAUGAGGUUGAGCAUCAGCUUCGCACCCAAUGUGCCGAGGCUGACCAGGUCGUCGCCGACGUUGUCUCCAUGAGCGAUGAUCCAAAGGACUCGCUUCUCGUUGCAUUCAUCGGCCUCAAAGACACCUCACUGUUGCUGAAAGAUACGCAAGUGAGCCAGGCUCUCCAGAUCCAUGGUCAGUCGGCACUUCUGUCAAUCACCACAGACAUCCGCACGAACUUUGUUGCACUUGUCGAGGCCCUCGGGCAGAAGUUGCCUCGAUAUAUGAUCCCAACAUUGUUCAUGCCAUUCAAGCAAAUCCCCAGAGUUCCUUCCGGAAAGACCGACCGAGCCCUGCUGCGGAAGGUCACCAAAGAGCUGGACGAGGUCGCGUUUGCCUUGCACUCUCUCGCUGUGGCGGACAGAGAGAAGCGUGAACCUUCCACCCCAACGGAGCGCGAACUGCACUUGCUGUGGGCCGAUGUCUUGGGCGUGGCAGCGGACAGAAUCGGUGCCGAUGACAGCUUCCUGCAACUCGGUGGUGACUCUGUCGCCGCAAUGAGGCUCAUCAGUGCCGCCCGCGGCAGAGGUCUGGAGCUAUCGGUCGCUAUGGUGUUCGACACACCACAGUUGUCUUUGAUGGCUGCGUCCCUCGACAAGCUUGCCGGACAUGGUGAGCAAGCCUCUGCCGGCGACGUCGGCCACGCAGAGCCGCUAUCAUUACUCAAUUCAUCCAUUCCGACCGCUGUCCUCCUUGCGGAGGCAAAGAAAGCAUGCCACCUGGAUGAGACUGCAACAAUCGAAGAUGCAUACCCUUGUACGCCACUGCAAGAGGGUCUCAUGGCGCUCACAGAAAAGCAGCACGGAGCAUAUGUGAUGCAAACCGUCUUUAGGCUCCCAGGGACGAUUGACCUCGAAAGGUUCAAGCAAGCUUUUGAGGUAGUCGAAGCUUCUGCAGAGGCGCUUCGAACUCGGCUUGUUUCUCUGGGAGAGCAGGACUUUGUCCAAGUCGUCGUGUCUCAAUCUCAGCCGUGGCAUCACGGCACUGACAUCGCGUCCUACCUGCGGCAGGACAAACACGAGCCUAUGAGCUUUGGAGACCCCCUGUGCCGCUUUGCUCUGGUAGAAGAUAAGACUUCUGGACAUACCUACUUUGUCUGGACAAUGCAUCAUGCCAUUUACGAUGGAUGGUCGAUGCGACUGAUGCUCGUGGCCUUCCACAGAGCAUACAACAGCAAUAUCACAUCCCCGCAGGAUCUCAUUCAGAGACAAGAGAUGGUUCCAUAUUCUUCAUUCAUCCGAUACACUCAGUCCCUUAGAUCUGAUGAAUCUGAAAGCUGGUGGGCAUCCCACUUGGACAACGCCGCCGCCACGCCGUUUCCACGCACCAGCCAGGGUAGGAGCCGGUCAGGCCAGGGCGAGAACUGGAGGCAAUCACUGAGCUUUGCGACGAGCGGAUCUUUCAAGUCGCUGGGUGUCACCAAGGCGGCUCUUGUGCGCGCUGCCUGGGCGCUCGUCAUCGCCAGACAUGCGGACUCAGAUGACGUGGUUUUCGGCAGCACGGUGUCGGGACGUACUGCUCCUGUCCAGGGCCUGGAGCAUAUCAUCGGUCCAGCCAUCGCCACUGUUCCGGUCCGCAUCAAAAUUGACCAGACCCGCCCCAUUGGCGACUUCCUUCGAGAAGUUCAAAGUCAAACGAACGCCAUGAUCCCUUAUGAGCAGGUCGGCCUCCAGAACAUCGCCAAGAUUAGCCCGGCAGCCCGCGACGCCUGCAACUUCCAGUCGCUGUUCGUCGUGCACCCUCCUAGGCUUACGAAACUGCAAGGCGACGACCUUGGUGAUUCGUUGCUCGAUAUCCAGCCAACCUCGGAUUCACUGUCCGUCGACGGCGGCCAGUUUUUCACGAAUCCGCUCGUGUUUCAGUGCCACCUUGGGGAUGGCGAUGAGGUUGACGUCACAAUCACAUACGACACAGGACUUCUCUCAGAGUCAGAGGCUGCCAACAUGGGUUUGCAAUUCGAGAGCGUCGUUCAGCAGCUUGCAGGAACUGGGACCUCACUCAAGUCCUGUCUCCCAAAGGUGGUUGGGGAUGUCAACCCGCUUUCUGCUCACGACUUUGAGCAGAUGGCUUCAUGGAAUAGCAGCGCCAUGCCUGAGAUCGUGGACUCUUGCAUUCACACGCUGUUUGAACGGCAAGUUGCUUUGCGGCCCGAUGCGACCGCUGUCUCAGCGUGGGACGGCGUUCUCACAUAUGCGGAGCUCGACAAGGCGGCCAACCGCGUAGCCCAUCAUCUUACUACGACGCACAAGAUCGAACCCGGCACCCUCAUUCCGAUCUGCUUCGAGAAGUCUGUUUGGGUCAUGGUGGCAAUGAUGGGAAUCAACAAGGCCGGAGGCGCGUGGGUAACUUUGGAUCCAUCGCACCCCGAGAAACGGCACAGAGCAAUUCUUGCACAGACACAGUCACCAGUCGUAUUGACGUCGUCUCACCAUCUCAAAUACAUCUCAGCACUACAUUCCAACGCCAUAGAGCUGUCGUUGGAUCUGGACCAGACCCUGCUUCGCGACGGUACGACUGGGUCCACGGCACCCAAGACUGCGGUUACAGCGGAUCACCCAGUAUAUGUUCUGUUCACGUCAGGAUCGACAGGCGUUCCAAAGGGAAUGAUCAUGCGCCAUGGUGGUGUGAGUACUGCCAUGGUGGCGAUCGCAAAAAGACUGGGCAUGACGCCGACGGUGCGAAUUCUACAGUUUGCUGCGUACGUCUUCGACCUUUGCAUUGGAGAAACUCUGCUUCCGCUUGUCUCCGGAGCUUGCAUCUGCAUCCCGUCCGAAGAUACCCGCAAAGAUAAUCUUGCGCAAUUCAUCGCGGAGCAGCGCAUAAACUGGAUGUUCCAGACUCCGAGUUUCGCUCGCGUCAUUUCUCCAGACGACGUGCCUAAUGUUGAACUCCUCCUUCUUGCAGGUGAGCCAGUCACGAAGGAUCUGCUCGAAACUUGGGUCGGUCGCGUUCGGUUAUUCAAUGGUUGGGGCCCUUCCGAGACGUGCUUGUUUAGCAGCCUGAAGGAGUUCACCCCAUCCGAGCAGAAGCCUUCACCUCUUAACAUCGGCAGCCCGAUCGGUGGCCGGUGCUGGAUCGUUAAUGCGAGCGAUCCCAUGCGCUUGGCACCGAUUGGUUGCGUUGGAGAGGUCAUGAUUCAUGGUCCUACAAUCACAAAGGGCUACCUCGACGAUCCAGUGAAGACUGCUGCUGCGGUCAUCACAGAGCUUCCAAGCUGGGCUCCGACAGAAUCCGUCCAUGACAAGCGAUUCUUCAAAAGUGGCGACUUGGCUUACUACAACCCCGAUGGAACGAUGGAAUUCGUCAGUCGCAAAGACACACAGGUCAAGAUUCGCGGCUUUAGGAUCGAGCUCAGUGAGAUUGAGCAUCACAUCCGCACGAAGCUGCCAGCAGCCAGCGAGCUUGCCGUAUCAGUGUUCAAGCAGCCUGGAAAGGCAGCCGCGCUCGCCGUGUACUUCAGUGUUUCUGGACAGACCUACACGGUGGCAUCACGAGAUGAGGACGUGAGCGGUUUGGCUGACAAGAUCCUGCUCCCCAUGACGACCGAGAUCAGGCAGCUCAUCAGUGGUAUCAUAAGCGCCCUCUCAAUCACGCUACCGCCGUACAUGGUUCCCACCAUCUUCGUACCCAUGAGCCAAAUGGUUACCGUCACUGCCACCAAACUCGAUCGGACCACACUUGCGAAUUUGUCCACGGUCAUCACCGGAGACAAGCUUGCAGCCUACAGUUUGCAGGACAUCGACAACGGCCAUAAAGUAGCACCGGAGACGGUCACGGAGACGGCCCUGCAACGCCUGUGGGCAACUGUGCUUGACCUCGACAGUGCCGCCGCGAUUGGCCGCGACGAUAGCUUUCUCAGGCUAGGUGGUGACUCGAUUGCUGCAAUCAGGCUUGUCACAUUGGCAAGAAAAGAGGGUAUUUUGCUGAGCGUUCGGGACAUUUUCCAGGACCCGAGGCUACACAGUGUUGCCGCCAAAGCCGAUGCCUUGUCCAAGUCUAGCUCCGGCGCAUUCCUGAGUGCAGCGAUUCCGGCCUUCAGCCUCAUCCCAAGCGAAACUCGGGAUGCUCUGUUACAGAGUGCGACACAAGUAAUGGGCGUCAAUGGUAACAUAAUCGAGGACGCAUACCCAUGCACUCCUCUCCAGGAGGGCCUCAUGGCCCUGGCCCAGAAGAAGACACAGUCCUACACGACCCGCAACGUCCUCAAAUUGCCCACGCACUUUGACGUUCCGCGAUUCCAGCGGGCAUGGGAGAUGACCGUCGGCAAAUGUGACACUUUGCGCACUCGCAUAGUUGUCUGCCGCGGGGAGCUUUUGCAGGUCGUGUUGCGUGAGCCUGUCACUUGGCUCGCACAGCCUGAACCGGCGACAGGUCAGACGCAACUGGAGGCAUUCGUCGAGCGAGAGAAGAACGAACCGAUUACACACGGCAGGCCACUUUCUAGACAAGGAAUCGUGAGAGACGGAAACAGCACAUUCUUCGUCUGGACCGUUCACCAUUCUGUCUACGACGGCUGGUGUUUGCCACACAUCUUCAACAUGCUCGUCCGCUUUUACCAGGAUGAAGCUACUGAUCUUCUCCAUGAAGAACAACGACUCUUCAAGAAGUACGUUCAAUUCACGCUGGAAGCCAGCCAGGAGGAUCUUCGGGACUUCUGGAAGCGAGAGCUUGAUCUUGGCAGACGCAGGCUUGAGCACUUCCCGAGCUCGAACAGAGUCGACAGCUCCUUCACGAAUCGGCAUGAGGUGAUGGAGCAGAGCAUCCCUUCGCCCAGCAAGGGAGUGUCUGACGUGACAACCUCCACUCUCCUUCGUGCUGCGUGGGCCUUGGUACUCUGCCAGUGGUCCCAGUCGCGAGAUGUUGUGUUUGGCACAGUGGUUUCCGGGCGUAACGCCCCUGUUGCUGGCAUCGACUCACUGCUUGGACCAACCCUGGCCACCCUUCCGAUCACGAUGCAUGUUCCUGAAAAUGACAAUGGCGCGACAAUCGCCUCAUUUCUCCGUCAAGUCCAAGCCCAGUCAAACGCAAUGAUUGCGUACGAGCACUUUGGCGUCCAGAAUAUCGCCAGGCUAAGCGCUGCUGCCGCCAACGCGUGCGACUUCCAGAACCUCCUCGUCAUUCAGCCAGCACAUCAAUUCGACAAUGCUUUGGGAAUCGAAGUGGUCCACACCAUAGAGGAUCACGGCGGCUAUCAUGUGUAUCCUCUCGUCAUGGAAUGUCUUCUCCACGACGAUGCGACCAUUACCCUGCAGACAACCUUCGACCCAUCGGUGAUUUCGAGUUUCCACGCGGGCGCCAUUGUCAAGCAGUUCAGCACUGUCAUUUCCCAGCUCUCACAGAAAGACGAUUCGCUGCCACUCGAUAGAGUGUCGUUGUUCACAACUGAGGACUUUGCGCAGAUUGAAACCUGGGCAGACACUUCCGAUGCAGGCAUGCAAGUUUGCGACACCACUGUCGCGGCCGAGUUCACCAGAGUGGCUUCGACCAACCCAGCAGCUGAAGCCGUCUUCUCGAUCUCCAACAUCAACGAUGCAUCUACCAAGAGCUCCUGGACAUAUAAAGACCUUGAUGAGACUUCAAACCGGCUUGCGCAAUACAUGACUUCUGUUGCGAACAUAGGACCCGGCAGCAAGGUUCCGCUCUGCUUCGAACACACAGCGUGGUACAUUGUCGCCAUGCUUGCUGUGCUAAAGUCUGGCGCUGCCUUCGUGCCCCUUGACCCCAAGCAUCCCAAGGAGCGCAUGCUGGAUGUCGUUGAGCAACUGGGCACAUCCGUGAUCUUGUGUUCGCCCUCGACCAGCGAGACAGCUAGUCAAUUGGCAACCACUGUGUUUACGGUGCCGACAGUCCUGGAGGAAUGGCAGGACUCUCGUUCGACUUCCACUGACUUGGCUCAGCGCGCGUCUCCCAGUGAUCUGGCCUAUAUCCUGUUUACCUCUGGUAGCACAGGCAAGCCUAAAGGUGUUACGGUCUCGCAUCGUGCCUUGUGCACUGCGAUGAAACAGCAUCGCCAGCCAUUGGGCUACGACAUCGAAGGCACACAAACCCGCGCAUUGCAAUUCGCGUCUCAUGUCUUCGAUGCGAGCAUUUCGGAGAUCAUUGCGACUUUGUUUGUCGGCGGCGCUGUCUGCAUUCCCACCGAGACGCAGCGAAUGGACCCAAGCCUUCUCGGAGAUUUCAUCAAUACAGCUUCAGCCAAUUGGGCCCUCCUCACACCUCUUGUGGCUCAGCUACUGUCGCCGCAACACGCUCGCUCUUUACGAACCCUCGUCAUUGGUGGUGAUGCUUUGACUGGCAAGGUCGCUGCUCCUUGGCUCGACGCUGGUGUGAGGGUCGUCAACGCGUAUGGCCCAACCGAAGCCUGUGUGCUCAUCAGUGCCAACAUCGUCCAAGAUGCGAGAACCGCAUCUAGUAUCGGUCGUGGUGUCGGCUUCCGCACUUGGGUCGUUGACCGAGACGAUCAUACCAAGCUGGCUCCGGUAGGCCAGGUCGGAGAGUUGCUCAGCCAAGGACCUUCGCUUGCCGACGGCUAUCUCAAUGACGUCGACAAGACCAACGCUGCAUUCGUACUGGCGCCAGCCUGGGCUCUUCGAGGGAACACCGCACACAUUGGGGGUAGAGUGUAUCGUACCGGCGACCUUGUCCGGUACAUCAACCCCUACGGUGAACUCCAGUACGUUGGCCGCCGGGACACGCAAGUCAAGCUGAACGGACAGCGCAUCGAGCUUGGCGACAUCGAAGAACACAUGCGAGCUUGCCUUCCUGAACUGUCGCACAUUGUUGUGGAGAUCAUUGGAGGUACGCGAGAGCUGGAAGGAGGCAACGACAUGCUCGCUGCCUUCUUCUGCUCUGAUGACACACAAGUCCCUGUCGGCUCGGAUGAGUCCGACAUCCUCACCACACUCACACCGGAGGAUCGCAAGAUGAUGUCAGUGGCCAUAGCUCAUAUGGAGCAAAGGCUUCCGUCUUACAUGAUCCCGUCACUAUACAUCCCUCUUCGCGUCCUGCCGACGACGUCCAGCGCCAAAGCGGACAGAAAAUUAUUACACCGCCACAUUUCUGGUCGAACGGCACUGGAGAUUCGCGAGGCUUACAGCCUUGGGUCAAACGACCUAGAGAUGCGGGAACCCCAGACAGAGAUGGAACGCCUGCUACAGCAGCUCUGGGCAGAGAUCUUACGUCUGCCAUCGGACUCAAUUGGCCUGGACACCCAUUUUAUCCGUGCCGGCGGCGAUUCUGUCACUGCGAUGCGCUUGGUGGGCACUGCGCAGCAGCGUGGCAUUUCGCUGAGUGUUGUUGCAAUUUUUGAGAAUCCCACGCUGCAAGCCAUGGCACAGGCGGCCAAGGUUGUCACCGAGCAUGACCUGCACGAUGUCCCGCCAUUCAGCCUGCUGCCAUCUGCUCUUCGCGACGUGGACAUGUUGCGUCAAGAUGCUUCUCGCGCGUGCUCCACAGAGCCAGAGCAGGUUUUGGAUGUCUAUCCAGCCACAGCCCUUCAGGAAGGUAUCAUGAGUCUGUCACAACAAGGCGACGGUGCAUAUGUCGCACGCAACAUCUUCCGCCUUCCACCAACCAUGGAUGUCGACAGACUCAAGAGGGCCUGCGAAGACACUUACACCAGGCACGAGAUCCUGAGAACGCGAAUUGUCAUGUUACGCGACCAGACCCUGCAAGUUGUCAUUGACGAUGAGUUGAGGUGGCGUAAUGACACAGUGCUAAAGUCGUACGUUGCUCAUUGCAAGGCAGAGCUUAUGGGUUACGGCGCGCCUCUGUCUCGCUUCGGUAUCGUGUCGACUUCAACAAAGGAGACUUGGUUCAUACUAACCCUCCAUCAUGCCAUUUAUGAUGGAUGGAGUUCCAAGUUGCUGAUCGAUGCCGUCAUGUCGGCAUACGAGGUCGGUCCGCACCACCAGAUUCAUGGCUCCUCAGCCCCAUUCAACCGCUUCAUUAAAUAUCUGGUCGAAGACUGCGACGAAUCCGCAUCCGCCGACUUCUGGCGUGAUCAAAGCGCUGGGUUCGAGCCAUUCACGUUUCCUCAAGGCCCCCGUCAGACCCCUUCCGCCACGCAAUGGGCAAGACUUCGACACGAACUGCCGUUGUCAAGCCACACCAUUGUCGAUGUGACAACGAAUGCCCUGCUACGGACGGCCUGGGCAUUGACUCUUUCCGCCCAUGCUGAUACAUCGGAUGUCGCCUUCGGCGCUACCAUCUCAGGCCGCAAUGUUCCCGUCCCCAGGGUUGAGAUGAUGAAGCUGCUCUCCGACGUUCAAAAGUCAUCCAUCGACAUGGUUCCACACCAACAGUUCGGUCUUCUAAAGAUUCGCGAUAUUUGCCCAGACGCCCAGAAUCUAUGCCGAUUCAAGACGUUGCUGGUGGUACAGUCGAGUGAUCAGGAAUCUCUCCGUGGAUCCGAUGGAGGCGAUUUCGGGCAGGUGCUGAAUGUGGCAGCCGACGAACAUGGGCAUGACAACAUUUUCCGUUCGUACGCCAUCACUCUGGAGUGUUCUAUGCACAAAGACCGAAUCAUUGUCGACGCACACUAUGACACCAACACCAUCGCGCCAGAGAUGAUGGUCAUGGUCCUCAAUCACUUCCGCCGUGCCUUUGUCAAUCUCUCAGACGGCCAAGUGGACACGGCCAUGACUAUCCGACAGUCUCUCGACCUCUUCGGCGGCGAAGACAAGCGCGUCAUAGACAAAUGGGCGGCACAGACCACGGCCCCUCCCAAGCAGAUUGACGCAUGCCUCCACGACUUGUUCCGUCGUCAAGUCCUCUCUCGUCCCGACGAGGAGGCGGUACACGCUUGGGACAUGUCCGCCACAUACGCGGAGCUCGACGAUAUGUCGAGCCUACUGGCUCACCACCUCGUUUCUCAGGAAGGCCAUUCCGCGGGUGAGAGUCUUAUUCCAUUCUGCAUGGAAAAAUCAGGCCUGGCACUGGUGGUAAUGCUUGCCAUCAUGAAAGCAGGCUGCGGCUACGUCCCUCUAGAUCCCAGUCACCCCAUCGACCGCCGGGCCCAGAUCGUUAGCGACACAGGAACUUCAAUUGUUUUUGUAACUCCGGAGACAUUGCGAGACUUCUCUGGUGCGGCAACUUCAGAGAUAAGCGAGAGGGAUGUGAAGUUCAUCGUCGUGUCGCACGACUUCAUCAAGAAGCUCCAGCGUGGCAGCCCAGCGGCAUUGCCUUCCACUGAUCCAUCGUCCACGGCUUACACACUGUUCACGUCUGGCAGCACCGGAAAGCCAAAGGGCGUGGUUAUGUCCCACCGGGCGGCUUGCUCUGCGAUCACCGCUCAGGCCCGCGCAUUCUUGAUGACACCGUCCACGAGAGCCAUCAACUUCGCCGCAUUUGUGUUUGACGCAUCCGUGCUCGAAAUCUUCGGUACAUGGAUUGCCGGCGGGUGUGUUGCGGUGCCCUCUGACUCAAUUCGUCUCAAUGGUCUUGUGGCGCGCUUCAUGACCGAGUCUCAAACGGACUGGGCUCUGUUUACACCAACAUUUGCCACGACCUUGACCCCCAAGGAUGUCCCAACACUCAGGGUUCUGGUCUUGGGUGGUGAAGCUAUCCGCAAGGAGAACGUGGAGACGUGGCUGUCGAAGGUAGCGCUCUUUAAUGCCUAUGGUCCAACUGAGGCAUGUGUGGCCACGGUCCAUCAUCGGAUCAUGUCGCCCACGGACACAGGAGUUAUCGGCAAGUCAGUUGGAUGCCGUGUAUGGGUGACGAAGGUGGACGAGAUCAACACCCUGGCACCAGUAGGUUGCGCCGGUGAGCUUGUUAUCGAGGGCCCCGGCCUCGCGACCGGCUAUCUCCACGAUCAGGUCAAGACCGACGAGGCAUUCGUUCAGCCAUCGUGGCUCACCCAUCAGGGCUGCCAUGCGCGAGCCUACCGAACUGGCGAUAUUGUGCGGUAUACAGCGCACGGAGAUCUGGAAUACCUGGGCCGUCGCGACAGUCAGAUCAAACUCCGCGGUCAACGUCUCGAGGCCGGAGAGAUUGAGUACCAGAUCAAGGUUGCGCUUGCGGCGGCCCGUAUUUCAGGUGGCCCAGGGAACAACAAGGUCACUCAAGCGCAGGUUGCAGUGACUGUACUAAAGGAUAUCUUGGCUCCUGGCGUCUCGGAACUCAUUGCCUUCAUAUGCUUCAACCCUAUCUCUCACGACGAGGGACCAAGCCAAGAGCCUCUGCUGGCCCCAAUGAACGAAUCGCUUCGCCACACAGUCGAGAAGCUGAUCAAAGAAGUGGCUCUUGAGCUCCCCGAGUACAUGGUUCCGACGUUAUUCGUACCCGUCGCCAGGCUGCCGCUAAGCACAGCGGGCAAGGCGGACACUCGUCGCCUCAAUUGUUCGGUACAAGAGCUUCCACGAGACGAGUUGCUCCACUACUUCAUCAGCACCAUCACGGGUGGGACUCAAGCUAAAGAGCCACCCGAAACUGAUAUGGAAGUGACACUUCAGUCGCUGUGGUCUUCGGUUUUGGGCAUCUCCGAGCAGGCUAUCGGUCGCAAUGAUCGCUUCCUCAAUGUCGGUGGUGACUCCGUUUCCGCCAUCCGUCUCGCCACGGCGGCGAGGGACGCAGGAUUGGACCUGAGCGUUUCGACAAUCUUUCAGCAUCCUCAGCUCAAGGACAUGGCUCAUGAAUGCACCAUGGCGCAGGAAGAGGGAAGCAAGGUGCAGUUCACGAGCGUUGAGCCCUUCUCUCUCCUGACCAAUGUCACCUCUAUGGACAUAGUCGUGGACUUGGCUCACAGAAUCUUCCGACCUUCCAUUCAAGAUCCUGCGCAGAUUGUCGAUGCCUUCCCCUGCACCUCGCUGCAAGAGGGCAUGAUGGCUUUGACAGACAAGGAGCCAGGAACCUACGUCGCGCGCCUGCCAUUCCGAAUUGGCAAGCACGUUGACAUGGCCCAGUUCCGUGCUGCAUGGGAGACCGUUGUUGCGGCGACGCCAAUCCUACGCACGCGCAUUGUCUCCCUAGCCAACGGUCGGGCAAUCCAGGUCGUUCUCGACGAGCCUGCGUCAUGGAGAGUGAUAGAGGAUGCUGGUGCUGGCAUGGACCUCAACAGCCAGCUAGCAAACUACCUCGAGCAGGACAAGAACGACCAUAUGCGCUAUGGCACCCCCCUCUCUAGAUACGCUGUGCUAACAUCGGCUGAGAGUGAGGAGCGGCUGUUCGUGUGGACGGUUCAUCACGCCGUCUAUGAUGGAUGGUCCCUUGACCUCAUCCGUGGCAAAUUUAUGCAAGCAUACAACGGGGUCAACAGCGCACAAAUUGCCCGGCCAAGCGUUUCGUACGCCAACUUUGUGGCCCACGCUGAGACUGUACGCGAGCGCGGCGCAGAGUAUUGGCGCCAUGCCCUGAAGGGAGCCCGACCAGUCAACUUUCCCCGCCACAACCGCACCCGUGCCAACAACGCCAGGGCCGAUCGCACCGACGCGUCUCUCAAGUCUCAAUUCGAAGUGGACGCAUUCAAAUCCCGCCAUGUCCGCCAUGGAGAAGAGACGAUCGCGACGAAGGCGUCGCUCAUGCGUGCCGCCUGGGCCCUUGUUGUCUCCGCCCAUGCUGACGGUGAUGGCGUCGGCGGCGAGCAGGACGUCGUGUUCGGCACCACAGUGUCAGGGCGCAAUGCCCCCGUUCCAGGCAUCGAGGGUAUCGUCGGCCCUGCAGUCACGACUGUCCCUCUUCGCGUUCGUGUUGAUCCGACUGUGACUGUGGCGACGUACCUCAAAGAGAUCCAGUCGCAGAGCAAUGACCUGAUCAUGUACGAGCAAUUCGGCCUACAAAACAUUGCGAAGCUUGGAGAAGAUGCGAAGCAGGCUAGCGAAUUCCGCACGCUACUUGUCGUUCACCCACCGAAGCUGGCCACGGAUGGGAGUGCCACAAAUAACUCUGACGAGCCGAUACUGAGCUCGCACCUUCAAGAUGACGAAGACGACGCCGAGAAGACGUUUUUCACUUAUCCACUGGUGUUCCAGUGCCAUUUGCCUGAGGACGGUGGCCGAAUCGACAUUACGGUCACCUUCGCUUCAUCCGUCGUAUCCCGUCGCCAGGUCGAGCAGAUUCUGGGCCACUUCAAACAGGCGGUCAAUCUGCUCGCCGAAGCCUCAACCGUCGUGAAGUCACCAAGCUCGACGAACAGCGACCUCACCUUGCUGUCGCAGCUAGACCUCGUUGGUUCAGAAGAUAUCGACCAAUUCACUCUCUGGAACCAGGAAGAUGAGCCGGUCAUUCAGUCUGCCUGCAUCCACGACUUGGUGGAGCAGCAAGCUCAUUUGCGCACAGAUGCACCGGCCAUCAACGCCUGGGAUGGACAGCUCACGUACCGAGAACUCAACCAGGCCGCAAAUCGAAUCGCGCACAAGCUGUACUACGAGCACAAUGUCCGGCCAGAGACUUUAGUUCAUGUUUGCUUCGAAAAGUCAGUCUGGUACUUCGUGUCUAUACUCGCCAUCAACAAAGCUGGCGGCGCAUGGGUUCCUCUAGAUCCCUCUCAUCCCACGACACGUCACCAGCAAGUUGUUCGCCAAACAAAAGCCAAGCUGGUGCUUACCUCCCGGCGGAACAAGAGUCUUAUGGACGGUCUGAUUGAUACUGUCCUUGAAGUGACUCCAGAACUUGAUGGGCAGCUCAUUGCCGAUGAGAAAUCGAGCGCUCCAGCACUGCGCAGCGGCGCUGGACCCCCAGCCGAAGUCAAGCCUCAAAACACAGUCUACGUCCUGUUCACUUCCGGCAGUACUGGCAUCCCCAAGGGUUUUGUGAUGGAACAUGGCGCAGUAGCCACUAGUCAAAGGGCCAUUGCCAAGCGGUUGAAGAUGACGCCUCAUGUCAAGAUUUUGCAAUUCGCCGCCUUCGUCUUUGAUCUCUGCAUCGGAGAGAUCAUUGCGCCACUCAUCACUGGAGCCUGCAUCUAUGUUCCGUCGGAACAUGACAGGAUGAACCGUCUCCCCGAGUAUAUCAAGGACAUGGGCAUCAAUUGGGCCUUUUUGACCCCUGCCUUUGUGCGAACAAUCCUCCCCGAGCAGGUUCCCAGUUUGGAUCUCGUGCUUCUGGCUGGCGAGGCGGUCGGGCGCGAUAUCCUGGACACCUGGUUCGGGAAAGUUCGACUGAUCAACGGCUGGGGCCCAGCCGAGACUUGUGUCUUCAGCACCCUCCAGGAGUGGACGUCUCUGGAGGAGUCUUCAAUCACGGUGGGUAAGCCUGUCGGUGGUUAUUGUUGGAUCGUGGAUGCAGCGAACCCACAUCGGCGCGUUCCUGCCGGCUGUGUUGGCGAAAUCGUCAUUCAAGGACCGACAAUUACAAGGGAGUACCUUGCCAAUCCCACGAUGACAGAUGCCACGGUCAUCGCCGGCGAUGAACUGCCCUCGUGGGCACCAAGGCGGACUGACCCUCACUGGAACCGCUUCUACAAGUCGGGAGACCUUGGCUUCUAUAAUCCAGACGGCACGAUCGAGUUCUGUGCUCGCAAAGACACCCAAGUCAAGAUUCGUGGCCUGAGAGUCGAGCUGGGCGAAGUUGAGCAUCACGUCCGAAGCAGUCUCGAGGACGCACCGCAGGUCGUCGUCAUUCUCCUGAAAGGUGAGGCCGGCAACGCUGCAUCGUCCAGUGCCAAGCUCGUUGCCUUUUUCUGUUUCUCCCAGGACUCCAAGACUGCCGGCGUUGAUCUCGACUCCGACCUUGCGACAGUUGCGGAAGACAUGCUUCUGCCUGUCAGUGAGGAUCUCCGUGCUCGCCUGGUCUCUAUGACUGGCCAACUCAGCGUGUCUCUUCCACGAUACAUGGUCCCGACCCUCUUCAUUCCGUGUGGAUACAUGCCGUUCAUCACGUCGACAAAGAUUGACCGCAACAAGUUGCGCGAUAUCGCCGCUCAGAUGUCGGCCGAGAAGACCAUGGCAUAUUCCUUCGUCGAUAGUGUCAAGCGCGCACCUGAAACAAAGAUGGAGACUCUGCUCCAAAAGAUUUGGGCAGAGAUCCUCAACAUUCCAACUUCGGCCAUCGGGCGGGACGACAGUUUCAUCGCGCUCGGCGGUGACUCAAUUGCCGCUAUUCGGCUCACCACUAUUGCAAGAGAUUACGGUGUCGAGGUGACCGUUGGCAAUGUCUUCAACGACCCAAGGCUGCUGAAGGUGGCUGAGGUCGCGAUCGACUUGCGGAGUGAGGACGACUCUGCACCAGCAUGGGAACACUUGGCACCCGAGCCAUGGACUCUACUACCUAGGGAUAUUGGUCAAGACGACAUCGACCAGGUCGCUCGGGCGCAAAUCAAUCUCCCCCACGCAGCCAUGCCUGUGGACGCAUAUCCCUGCACAGCACUCCAAGAGGGCUUGAUGGCACUUUCGGUCAAACAGCCCGGAUCAUACAUCGCUCGUUUUUCGUAUCAACUGCGAAGUGAUGUGAGUGUUGCUGCCUUUAAGCAGGCCUGGAAUGAAGUGGUACAAGCCUGCAGCAACCUGCGUACGAGAAUUAUCCGACUUCCCCAAGGCGGCAGCGUUCAGGUCGUUCUUCAGAGCGGUGCGGCGUGGGAAUCUACGGCUGGCAUGACCCUUCAGGCAUACAUCAGCUCAUCGAGAGCCACCACCAUGACUUACGGCUCACCGCUGAGUCGUUAUGCGCUCAUUGAGGGGGCUGAAAACUAUUUUGUGUGGGAAAUUCACCACGCCGUGUAUGAUGGCUGGAGCAUGAACCUGAUGAUGGACUCGCUACACCGAAACUAUGGUCAGUCUGUCGGUCCAGUCGAUCCAGCGUCUCCCACACCCUCUUUGGUCCCCUAUGCUGGUUUCAUCCAGUACACUUUGCAAUUGGAUCAAGACGCUGCUGCGCAGUACUGGCGGUCGCAGCUCAACAGGGCAACCAAGGCCUCCUUCCCGCCACAAACCCGUCGGUCGCCAGAGUCGACAACACAUACUGUCGUGCGGAACAUUGCUUUCUCCCAUCCCAAGAAUGUCGGGGUAGUAAGGGCAACCAUAGUCCGCGCCGCUUGGGCUCUUGUUCUCGCAGCCUAUGCGGACAACGCAUCCGACAUUUGCUUCGGAGCCACCGUCUCAGGAAGACAGGCUCCUGUACCGGGGAUUGAGAAGAUCGCCGGGCCGCUCAUCGCAACCGUCCCCAUCCGCGUCCGUCUCGACCGCCGCCAGCCUGUGGCAGACUACUUGAUGUCCAUUCAACGGCAGGCUACAGAUAUGGUCAAUCACGAGCAGUAUGGCCUGCAGCGGAUCGCACGCCUUAGCCCCGGCGCAAAGGCGGCCACGGAAUUUUCGACGCUGUUGGUCAUCCAGCCCAGGCAUAUUGUGUCUGCAGACAAGACAAGCGACUCGGACAACAAGGUCAUGAAGCUUGUCAACAGCGACGAGGACGCGGUUGAUGGUGUUUCGACCAUUGACAAUUACUUUACCUAUCCUCUCGUUGUCCAAGGCCAUCUGUCAGACACGGACGUCCAAUUGCAUCUCAUUUACGACUCUGGGUAUCUUGACGAGGCCGAAAUGACAAUUCUCGCGGGGCAGCUCGAGAACGUUGUACAUCAACUUGUGCAAUUCUCUUCUGGGGACCAGACGCUUGCCGAAGUCACUCUGGCAGGGCCUACCGACAUCCAGAAGGCCUUGCAAUGGAGCAGCAGCGACUUGGGGGCCACCCGUCUGGACGUGAAUGGAGUCGCCACUCCAACAUUCCAGAGCCACGUCGAGCACCAGGGCAUCCUUCGGCCCAACUCCCCGGCCGUGCAGUCUCCAGAUGGGACGUUGACCUACGGCCAGCUCAACUCGCUGUCACAAGCACUGGCAGGUCAUCUCAAACGCAACGGCCUAGUACAGCAAGGAGACUUUGUGCCCCUGUGCUUGGAUCGCACUUUCUGGAUACCAGUUGCCAUGCUCGCGAUCCAUUCCGUUGGAGCUGCCUUUGUUCUCUUCGACUUGGACGCGCAAAGCUCAGAUGCAAAGAGGGUCUUCAGGGAUGUUGGCGCUCGCUCCAUCCUAUGCCUGCGCAACCAUGUCCCGGCCGAACUUACACUCCUCGGACUCAACGUUGUCGAACUCUCCGGUGAGAUUCUCCACCGGGGUCAAGGCAAUCUUGAUGCUCCGGUCAACGCCAACAGCGUGUCGCACGUACUCUACCCUGCUUCCGAGGGUGGCCAACCUUCAAAGGGGUUGGUCAUGGAGCACUUGCCGACUUGUGCAGCGCAAUUGCAGCUUCGUGACAGCCUGGGUCUCACGUCACAGGAUCGCGUUGCCAACCUGGCAGCAACCAACUCGGAGAUCUUUGUCUCCGAGAUCAUGACAACUUUGAUGUCUGGAGCGACGCUGUGCAUGCCUCCGACAUCUACUGCUCUGGCCAAUCAGGGCCUUCUGCAAUACCUCAAUCAGGCAGAUAUCAACUGGGCAAUACUCUCCUCGGUCCAAGCAUCGGCAUUGCAACCGAGCGAUCUGCCAAAGCUUCGCGGCCUCGUGAUCCGAUCGCCAGCAUCGUUGACCAGCCUCAAGAACUGGGCCAAGGCAUCUGACAGCCACCGCAUCCUGAACGCCUUGUCUACGCCUGAGUCGGGUUUUGCUACACUGCACGAAGUGAGGCCGGAGAUUGACGGAACAGCCCUCGGUCGCCCUCUUGGACUUACAAGGUGUUGGCUUGUCGAUCCCGUGAACAAGCAACGUCUUGCACCAAUUGGAUGUGUUGGCGAGCUCGUAAUCCAGAGCCCUACACUUGCCAAGGAGUACCUGAACAGUCCAGACGAAACAUUAAAGGCCUUCGUUCCCACGCCUCUCGAUGUCAGUGCCGAUGAUCAGACAGCCCAGCGCCUCCCCUCAGACCAUGGGUGCUUCCGAACGGGCUAUUACGCCAAAUACAGGCCAGAUGGAACCAUCAUCUUGGUGGGCCAGGUCAAGCUCGGCAAUUCCGAGCACCGCAUUAUGGAAGAAGCACCGGAAGGAGUCGCAGAGGCAAUCGUCACUCGGGGCAGGACGGGCGAGCUCACAGCGUUCCUAGCACUUGAUGACAAUGCCAUCACCGAGACACCAUCUUCAGACAGCGCCACUUUCUUCGUGGAAAUGUCGACCUUGAGCGAUAGCUUGGGCUCAAAGCUUGUCGAGUUCGUCGGCGACUUGGAAACUGUUCUGCCAGGCCAUAUGCUGCCUCGCGAUUUCGUCUUGCUUCUAGCUGUGAGCGUAUCAAAGACUUUGCACAGUCACGAUCACUCGGAGGCGUUGUCCAACUUGGAGGCACAAUUGGCGGAAAUCUGGGCCCAAGUGCUUGGUCUCGCCAAGUUUGAGCAGAUUGGACGGCAGGACAAUUUCUUCAAGAUUGGCGGCGACUCCAUCAGCGCCAUCGACCUCGUCUCCAAGGCGCGACAGCAAGGCAUCAGCCUGACCGUCGCUGAGAUUUUCGCCAACCCAAGGCUCUCCGAAAUGACGAGCGUAGCAGCAUUCGACAACGACGUUGAGAUCGAGCCCGUCGUUUCCCACGUCUCCGCGUUUAGUCUGCUCUCAUCACCUGAGGGCCUCGAGGCAGCCAAGGCUGUAGUCAUUGCAGAAGCAUCAAAGCAGUGCAAGGUCAGCAGCGCGGAGAUUGAGGAUGCAUUCCCCUGCUCCUCGCUUCAAGAAGGCAUGCUGGCGUUGGCAGAAAAGCAGAGAGGCUCAUACAUGGGCCGUUUCGUCAUCAGGCUACCUCAGGGAAUGGAUGUUGAGCGGUUCACGUCCGCAAUGGCCGUCAUGGUCGAGCAGUGUCCCAACUUACGCACCAGGAUCAUCAUGUCCGCAAGCCAGGGUCGCCAGAUUCAGGUCAUCCUCAACAACCCCAUCAGCUGGGAACAAGCCCCCUCAGACAAUUCACUCGCCGAGUGCCUUGCUGCGCCCGUCUCUCACGCUGCCUACGGAGGUCCGUUGUCCACUUACAAGAUGGUCCACGACGAGGCUUCUUGCCAGACGUGCAUCAUUUGGGAGAUUCACCACUCGAUCUACGACGGCUGGACAUUGAGCCACAUGAUCCAAGUCCUUCAUCGAGCCUAUGAUGGGCAGUCUCCGGCCUCCCCUCGCGCACCAAUUUCGUUCUCCAAGUACGUCGAGCACGCCCUGUUGACGGGCGACGAGGAGAUCCGAUCCUUCUGGCAGUCGCAAUUGAGUGACGCCAACACGGCCAAGUUCCCGGACACCACGCAAGCCUCGCCUGCGGAUGUACGAUCCGACGGAGUCAUGACAUACUCUCUGCGGGUGCCAGAGGAGCAUCGGUCCUCCGGCAUUACCACAGCCAAUCUGCUCCGGGCUUCAUGGGCCCUUGUGUUGGAUCGUUACCUGAAUAGCGACAACGACAGCACCGACAACGUCGUCUUUGGAGCUACAGUUUCAGGUCGCGACGCCUCAAUCCCUGGCAUCUUGGGCAUCCUGGGCCCGACGAUUGCCACCGUUCCCGUCUGCGUCCGCUUUGGUGACCGCCGCGCAACCACUGUAGGCGACUAUCUGGUCGCGGUGCAGGACCGGACGAAUGCGAUUGUGCCGUACGAGCACAUCGGCCUGCACAACAUCUCGCGCGUCAUCGGCAACUCAGACGCUACCGCAUUCCACAACCUCCUGAUCAUCCAACCCCGAAUGGGGCCCCAGCCAGGUGGUUCCGAUGGCGAAGCCGAGAACCAACGGGAAAUUGACAUCGUGGACAAGACCAUGGAUGACAACGAGAGCUACUACACCUACCCGCUUGUCUUCCAGUGUGUCCUUGGCGACAAUGGAGAUGUUGCCGUGACCGCCACUUACGACAGCCGCUCCAUUUCGCAGGCGCAGAUGCAAGUCCUCUGCAGACAGUUUGAGACUGUCGUUCGUCAACUUGGCGACCAUUCUACAGCAACGCGCGCGCUCAGCGAAGUCGACCUCUUCACCCCUGAGGACUUUCAGAUUAUCCAAUCCUGGAAUCGGGAGCCUGACCGGCCAUUCGGUGUGGACGAGGGUGGUGAGGACAGCUGCCUCCACCACGGCGUCGAGCGAUGGGCCUCCAGUGAACCAAACCGCCCGGCCGUCGUGUCAACUGCUCACGGCACACUCUCCUAUGCGGAUCUCGAUCGCAUGUCGGACCAACUUGCUCAGCACUUGCGGACGCAGUUCGGUAUUCUGCCGGAUACGCGAGUGCCUGUCUGCAUGGAAAAGACACCUCUCGCCAUUGUCACUAUCCUAGCCAUCAUGAAGGCCGGCGCCACAUUUGUUCCUCUCGAGCCAUCUCAUCCCGUCGAACGCCGGCGAGCCAUUGUUAGCCAAGUCGGCGCACGUCUACUUCUCAUUUCUCCCGCACUGGCCGAGGAGUGUCGAGGCAUGACAGACACCGUGAUCGAAGUUGAACCUGCCAUGUUUUCCGCCAGCAACAGUGCCCAGACACUCCCACCCGUCUCUCCGCAGGGUACCGCGUACAUCUUGUACACUUCGGGCUCUACUGGCACGCCCAAGGGCAUUGUUGUGCCACAUGCUGCAGCGUGCACCAGUGUUCAAGGAUCCGCUUCCUCGGAGGGCUACAACCUGAAUCCCUCGAGCAGAGUGCUUCAAUUCUCAAGCUUUGUGUUCGAUGUCAGCAUCGCCGAGAUUUUCGGCGCCUUCAUGUUUGGCAGCACUCUCAUCAUGCCAUCCAGUUCGGAGCGGCUGUCAGACAUAUCCGCCUUCAUCCAGGUCAACAACGUCAACACCGCCAUGUUCACGACCUCGUUCGCCAAGACUCUCGAGCCAGACAACGUUUCCUCGCUGUCAACUCUCGUCCUUGUCGGCGAACCCCCGACUCGAGAGAGCCUUACCAAAUGGGUUGGCCGUGUGGACAGAUUGGUCAACGCCUAUGGUCCAUCCGAGACUGUCAUGUUCUGUGGAACGCACGUCUUUACUUCCGAGACGGAGAUGCCCUCAACCGUCGGCAGGGGUGUCCCUCACGUCGGCAUCAUCUGCUGGAUCACCGAGAUCGACAACCCACAGCGCCUGGCACCCCUUGGCUGCAUCGGUGAGAUCGUUGUCCACUCGGGUUCGCUGGCGAGUGGCUACUUGAACGACGAAUCCAGGACAAACGCCACGUUCUUCCACGGCGUGCCCUGGCUCGCACCCACAAAGAAAGACAAGCGCCAUGACAGCUAUACGUGGUACAAGACGGGCGAUCUGGGGCGCUACAACCUCGAGACCGGCAUGAUCGAGUAUCUCGGGCGCCGCGACACACAAGUCAAGCUGCGCGGCCAGCGACUGGAAACGGCAGAGUCGGAGCAUCACGUCAAGCGCCUUCUUCCUGAUGUGGAGCAUGCUGCCGUCGAUGUCCUCAAACGUGAUGGGAGAGAAAUGCUUGCUGCGUUCGUUGGCUUUGCCCCUCACAGCUCCCAUGCCAUGGGCGGUGAGGAACAGGAACCUACUUUCGCUCCCAUUACCGACUCCCUCCAAAGCGCCUUUGUCGCUCUCACCGAGGGGCUCAAGCAGGUCCUCCCCAUUUACAUGGUUCCGACGCUUUUUGUUCCAGUCACGCGCAUGCCAUUCAACAAUUCUCUGAAGCUUGAUCGUCGCAAGCUGCAACAGAUGGUAGAACAGGUGUCUACCCAGGAGCUACUCUCAUUCUCCGUCGCUGCUGGCCAAGGCAGCAACGGCGUCAAAACUCCUCCAGCAACCCCGACAGAGUGUGCACUCCAAGCAAUCUGGGCAAAGGUACUUGGCGUUGAUGCGCAAAUCAUUGGCAGAGAAGACACAUUCAAUCGGCAUGGCGGCGACUCGAUUGCGACGAUCCAGCUUGUAUCUGUCGCCAAUCAACAGGGUGUCAACUUAACCGCAGCCGAGGUCUUCCAGCACCCUCGUCUUCAGGAAAUGGCAGCUUGCAUUGAUGCGAAGAGUGAAGUGCCCGUCUCGGCGGAUGAGGACUUGGAGCCAUUUGGUCUGUUGUCUGGCCUUUCUGCCCGCACCACCGUCAUCCAAGAGGCCGCACGACAGUGUGAGACGCCGGAAUCCAGCAUUUCUGAUGCAUUCCCUUGCACGCCACUCCAGCAAGGCCUCAUCGCACUUGCUCAGAAGCAGCCCGGUUCCUAUGUGGCCCGGUUUGCUUUGCACCUUCCUACACAUGUUGAUAUGGGCCGGUUCCGUCUUGCCAUGGAGCGCAUGUACCAGGAGUGCAGCAAUCUGCGCACCCGAAUCAUCCUGCAAGACGACGAGCUCAUCCAGGUCAUAUUAGACGAGGACUUGCCUUGGAUGGAAAUACGCAGUAUAGAACCGACAUUGGAAGGUGCACUCGAGAGCCGCACUGAUCUUCAGUGGUCUGCCGGCUUUGGGCAGCGUCUGUGCCGCUUCGUCCUCGUUCACGACGGCUCUGGCUCCAUCCAUCUAGUCUGGGACAUUCAUCACUCCAUAUAUGAUGGCUGGUCAAUCGGCCUCAUGCUGGACAUUGCCCAGAAGCUAUACAACGAAGACAAUACUGUGACGAAGCCGGUUUCGUUCUCGCAGUACGUCAAGUAUGUCACAGCGGCAUCGGCAGAGUCAGGCUCCAUGUCGUCGAAGCAAUACUGGCAAUCUCGCUUUGCCAAUGUCAACAUUAGCCACUUCCCGAAAGCAUCAAGUGACAACGAUAUGGAAUCCCCCGACGAAGGUGCGAAAACGGAUGCCACAAUGAAGCACGAGCUUUCUUGGUCGGCACAACACUCUCUCCCGAAUGGUGUCACCUUGCCUACAAUUCUCCGCUCGGCCUGGGCACUCGUCUUGUCGCGAUACAUUGACAGCAAUGAUGUCGUGUUCGGCAACACUGUGACUGGACGCAAUGCAUCGGUUCCGGGCAUCGUCAACGUCGUCGGUCCGACCAUUGGCACUUUGCCAAUUCGAGUGCGAAUCCACGACAACGAGCACGCAGACGCCAGUGUCCAUCAAUUCCUGCAAAGAAUGCAGCAAGAGUCCAACGACAUGGUUCCUUUCGAACAUGUCGGUCUACAAAGCAUCGCCCAAAUGGGCAAAGAGUUGCGCGAGGCCUGCGAUUUCCAGAACCUGCUCGUCAUCCAGCCCGGUGCCCGUCGCAGUACACCGGAAGCAGCAUUCACUUCUGACGAGAUGAACUUCUUCGACAUUGAAGACUUGACGUCCUCUCCGAGCAGCAACUCGCAGCGGUACCACGUGUAUCCGCUGGUCUUCCAGUGCAUCAUCGAGUCAUCGGUCUCAGUUCGACUCCUGGCAACCUACGACACGAGGUCGCUGCCCAUGGCGACAAUGGAGGCCAUCUGCCACCACUUCUCACAGGCGGCUACGCAACUGGUUGAGGCAGCCUCGUCCACCCACACUGUUCCGCUCUCAUCGAUCACCCUGACCUCGGAGUAUGACAUUGAGAAGGUUCUCGGCUGGACAAGUGAUCCUUCAAGCACCAUGCAGCCAUGGGACUCAUGCGUUCAUGACCUUGUAUCCCAGCAAGCGAGAAUCGGCUCGCUCGAAAAGGAGGCUAUCUAUGCAUGGGACGGCACCAUGACAUACGCAGAACUGGAUCAAGUCUCCAGCCAACUUGCCGUGCACCUCCGCCAACUUGGAGUCGGCCCCGAGGAUUUCGUGCCGAUCUGCUACGAGAAGAGCAUGUGGACUAUUGUCGCCAUGCUUGGCAUCAUGAAGGCAGGCGGUGCGUUCGUGCCCCUUGAUCCAGCCCACCCACCCGCUCGACGAGAGGCUCUAGUCAAGGACAUUGGUGGCGUGCAAGUCAUCCUUGCAUCACCAUCCACUGCAACAUCGUGCGCCAAGCUAGAUGCCGAGGUUGUCGUGCUCUCACCGGCCCUUAUUUCGCAGCUACCUAGUCUCUCUACGACGGAAGACGCGUUCGCCGUGAAUCCACGGAGCGCAGCAUACGCCAUCUUUACUUCCGGCUCGACUGGCAAGCCCAAGUGCGUCAUCAUGGAGCACCUCUCUCUGUGCUCCAGCAUUCGUGGCCACGCGGCCGAAAUUGGCCUCAAUGCUGAGUCUCGAGUACUUCAAUUCUCCAACUACGUGUUUGACGUUAGCUUGGGAGAGAUCCUCAGCACUCUCGUCUUCGGCGGCACUGUGUGCGUUCCGUCUGACACACAGCGCCUUGCAGGUGGCGAGCUUCCCUCAUUCAUUGCGCAAAGUCGCGCAAAUGUCGCUAUGCUUACGCCCUCGGUUGUGAGCACAAUCAGCCCCAGCGAGGUUCCCACGCUCAAGACACUUGUCCUCGGAGGCGAGGCGCCGACGCGCGACAAUCUGCAAACCUGGGGCGGCCAUGUCAGAUUGGUCAAUGGCUACGGUCCCGCGGAGGCUUGCAUCUAUUGCAGUGCCUUCGAGAUCCCCAGCUCAACGGCUUAUCCCAAUGUUGUGGGCCGCGGUUCAAACUUCAAGCUCUGGGUCGUGGACGUGAAUGAGCCGUCACGCCUCGCCCCCAUCGGCUGCACCGGCGAGAUUCUUCUUGAGGGCCCGGGCUUGGCCAGAGGAUACAUGAACAACAAGGAAGCAACAUCGAGAGCAUUCAUUGAGCUUGAGAGAGCCGACUGGUUUGAUCAGGAGCCGCGACAAGCCAAACGGCGCUUCUACAAGACAGGUGACUUGGCUCGAUACACUACAGAAGGAACAGUACAGUACCUAGGCCGCAAGGACACGCAGGUCAAACUCCACGGACAGCGAAUCGAACUUGGCGAGAUCGAACACCAAGUCAAAACGACGGCAUCCUCACGCGGUCUUGUGGAGCACGUUGUCGUCGACAUCGUCCAGAAAGAAAGCCAGGCUGCACUGGUCGCCAUCGUGAGCCUCGCGGCUGUUGCCAAUGGUCUGAGCGCCUCAGCCCCCGUCAUGAUGAUGAUGAUGACGGACGCCCUCCGCGCCAAGUUCUCCAGCCUCGCCGCUGAUGUUGGUCUCGUGUUGCCCCAUUACAUGGUGCCUCAAUACUUCAUACUGGCUUCGCACCUGCCAGCAACAGCAUCGGGCAAGAUCGAUCGCACUACACUACGGGGACAUAUCAACGAGCUAUCCAGUUCGGACUUGAGGGCGUACUACGUCGAGCCCAGCGGGGAUGCCUCAACACACGUUGGCAACUCGGUGGCGCCCAAAGCGCCAUCCAGCGACCUGGAACGUGGGUUGCAGCAGCUAUGGGCCCGUGUGCUCAAUCUGAGCACUGAUGUCAUUGGGGUCGACGACAACUUCUACCGCCUCGGCGGCGACUCCAUUCGAGUGAUUACCAUGGCCAAACGUGUCAAGGAAGAGUUUGGGGUGUCGCUCGGUCUGGGACAAAUUAGCGGGAAAGCCACGACGAUCUCGAAGCUGGCCAUCGACAUUGAGGCAGCUCGCGCAGCGAGUGACUCAACUCUGACAGCCGUCGCAAAGCCAGACGGCAAUGCACACAUCGACCUGCAGAGCGAGAUCGCAAGGUUUACAGCAACGCUCACCGACGGCACCACGCAGUCGCCCCGACAGUCAAUGGUCUCCGUCCCGACAAGGGCCACUGUGUUCCUGACGGGCGCGACAGGCUUCCUGGGCACCGAAAUCCUAAGGCAGCUUCUGCUGUCGCCGGCCGUGGCUCGCGCCAUUGCGUUGGUACGUUCCCGGUCGAAGCAAGACGGUGUCGAGCGUAUUGAGAAGACAGCCACCGCGAUAGGCUGGUGGUCGAGUAUCGAUGCUGUCGAGAAGGAGAAGCUCGAGGUAUGGACUGGGGAUCUGUCAACUCCUCGACUCGGACUCGGUUCAGACCAGUGGGGGCAGCUCGUCGGCAGCGUUGACGCAAUCAUCCACAACGGCGCGGUCGUCAAUUGGCAAGCCGACUUCGAGACGCUGCGCGCCGCCAACGUGUCGUCUACUGCCGACCUCUUGUCUACCAUCACGGCACGCAACAGCCGUAGCAAACUCGUUUACGUGUCUGGCGGUAUCAAACUGGUGGAUACACAGAAGAACCAGUCCGAAGUCGCUGCUGAGCUGUCCCGAGGAGGAACAGGUUACAUGCAGACCAAGUUCUUGGCCGAGAGCCUUGUGAACAACACAGCGGCGCAUCUUGCAGGUCGGACAUCGCCGUCCAACGGCCAGCAAAACCGCGUCUCCAUCGUCAAGCCGGGCGUCAUCCUGGGUGCAGGUGUGGAAGGCGCUGCCAACGUCGACGACUACCUUUGGCGCGUGGUGGCAUCAGCCGCCGCUGUCAACGCGUACCCGUCAGAGCCGGAAGAUCAUUGGCUCUACCUGGACGAUGCUGCGUCCGUUGCGAGGUCCGUCAUCGAUCAGCUACGCUUCGAGGCGCCUGUGCCGAGCGGUGUGACAUCGUUUGUUGACCUGCAGCGCGGCAUGACUGUUUCGGCGUUCUGGGGCCUUGUCGACAAGGAGCUCGCUGCCACUGCUGGUGCAAGACACCCUGGAGGUCUCAGCUCGCUGUCUUGGGACGACUGGACCCGCGUCGCUCUGGCGCAGAUGGAAAGCGUGGGCGAGAGCCACCCGUUGUGGCCCGUCCAGCAUUUCCUCGGCAGGCUUGGGACGGGGCUCAGUCCCGUGAAGCAGGCAACGGAGCAGUCGGUCUCGAGGACCGAUAGGGAAUUGGAAAAGGUGGUGGAGAGGAACGUGCGAUACUUGGUUAGGCAAGGGUUGAUAGGCGAUGGAGAGGGCCGGAGCAACGGCGGCGCGUUUCGACGGACUGGCUUGAACCAGAAGCUGGGGGAGUAG
Purpureocillium lilacinum is the source of this 35580-nucleotide messenger RNA. Lineage: Eukaryota; Fungi; Ascomycota; Sordariomycetes; Hypocreales; Ophiocordycipitaceae. The record is from RefSeq and is a predicted model, not a curated record.